AUGGUUGAUGGCGUCAAAUUUGUCAAUGACAAUAUGGAUGUUUGCGAUCAGUUGUUGGAUUUCCUAAGUAGCGAGAACAGCAACUACAAUAUAAUUUCUGCUAUUGGUCCCCAAGGUGCUGGAAAGUCAACUGUCUUAAGUAUGAUUGGGGGGAAUAAUUCUCAGGAUAUGUACAGGCAGUACAUAUUUCGUCCCGCUUCUCGUGAAGCUUUGGAAAGUUCUCGGCACCAGACCACAAAGAUCCACGCAUAUAUCACCAAGUCAAAGCAGAUCUUCUUGGAUUGUCAGGUAACUCAGUUGUGUUUCUGUAAACAAUGUCUCUAAAU
Strongylus vulgaris is the source of this 326-nucleotide messenger RNA. NCBI's taxonomy places the organism in Eukaryota, Metazoa, Nematoda, Chromadorea, Rhabditida, Strongylidae. The record is from the annotation of a GenBank genome assembly.